Molecule: messenger RNA, 750 nt
Organism: Entelurus aequoreus (snake pipefish)
Lineage: Eukaryota; Metazoa; Chordata; Actinopteri; Syngnathiformes; Syngnathidae
Gene: tspan34b
Product: tetraspanin 34b
Exons: 7
Coding region: 1-750 (249 amino acids)
Cellular component (GO): membrane
Source: RefSeq, a predicted model, not a curated record
AUGGGAUGCUUUGGUUUCCUCAAGUUCAUGAUGUUUCUUUUCAACGGGAUCAUCUUUGUGGCGGGUGCAGCCAUCCUGGGCGUUGGCAUCUGGGUGAAGGUGGACAGCGGCUCCAUCCUGGGCUUCCUGGGGAUGAUUGAAAACGCACCUGCCGAGCUCAGCCAGGUGCUCAACGUGGGCUACCUGCUGAUCGCUGUGGGAGCGCUGCUGGUCAUCAUCGGCUUCCUGGGCUGCUGCGGGGCUGCCAGAGAGAGCAAGUGCAUGCUGCUGCUGUUCUUCAUCAUAAUCCUGCUGGUCUUCAUAGCUGAGGUUGCGGGCGCUGUGGUGAUCUUGGUCUUCAGACCUUUGGCGGAAGACAUAUUCGACAAAUUUGGUGAAGCAUCAGUCCAGAGCAUCAAGAAGGACUACGGGAAAAAUGCGGACGUCACGGGACUGUGGGACACAACAAUGAGCACGUUCAAAUGCUGUGGAAUCUACAACUCGUCAAAUUUCGUAGGCUCGCCGUAUUAUGCGGCCAACAACAAUCAAUACCCGCCUCCGUGCUGCGCGGCCGCUAACAACCGGCCCUGUAAUCAAACAAUGAUCGACAAUUUCACGACAAUCCCAGGUUGCUUUGUAAAGAUCAAACAGUUGAUUGAGGACAACACGGUGGCGAUUGUUGCCGUGGCGCUGGGGAUCGCGGCUCUUGAGAUAUGCGCCAUGACCGUUUCCAUGAUCCUGUACUGCAAGGUAGAUUCCAAGUCAGGUUAA